CCCAUACCUUACCCAUAUUGCUUUACAAUCUUGUCCCAAGCAAGGGAAACUUAUCUAUAUAAACUUGCUUUGUCUCUAUGACACUUAUAGCUCCAGAUGCUCAUGAACUUCUAUUCUAAUUUCUUUAUAUUUCUUGUUAGAAAAGUUCCUUGUUUUAUCCAUGAAUAGAAGAAACCUGAAGAGGAACAGGAGCCUUUUGGUAGCAAGAAAGAAAGUAAAGUUGGCUUCAUUUUCAAUGCAAAGAAAUCUUUAUGCCUUAAGAAGGAUGAUUCCAGGUUGUGCGGAAGUUGACGAAGAAGCCUUGUUUCAGAAGUCCAUUGAGCAUAUUCUGAUGCUAAAAUUGCAACUUGGAAUUCUUAAGAGUCUCUUGAAGUUUUAUGAGAGCUAAGUAAGACCUAUGUAUUUUGUUGACCACUCAUUAGCUUGGCAUCAAUUGUAUAAAAAGUUAUGUAAGUUCUGAAGUUAUUUCCACAAAGUAUCGUUAUCUUUUUAUAUAUAUUAGAUUUUGAUUGGGUGAAAAGCAUGUCAUUUAUAUAUUGAAAUUAAGAAAUUUCCAAACCCAUUUGUUAUUUAGCCAAUGAACCAUUUCAUGAACGAACG
This is a messenger RNA of Hevea brasiliensis (rubber tree), 600 nucleotides long. RefSeq lists its product as uncharacterized. NCBI's taxonomy places the organism in Eukaryota, Viridiplantae, Streptophyta, Magnoliopsida, Malpighiales, Euphorbiaceae. Gene Ontology annotation, molecular function: protein dimerization activity. The coding region runs from base 161 to 388 and encodes 75 amino acids. The record is from RefSeq and is a predicted model, not a curated record. The transcript has a single exon.